AUGUCUGAUGAUCAGGGAACAGAUCUGAAUCUAAGUGAGUUAGUCGGAAACAUACUCGCUGCCUCCGAUGAUAAUAUUCCGUCGUUAGAAGACACACAAAGGCAUGAUGAGCAUCAAAAUGACAACGAUCAUAUUGGGGAAGAUGAUAUCUUGCCAGAUUUGCUACCUAUAUCUCAAAUACCUGAUGAUGAGCAUGCUCAAGACCAUUCUCUAGCUUCGAUGGUGUCGCAGGCUAUUAAUACUAUGAAUAACGAAACAGGUGAUCCCACUCAUGUCAAUGAAAGUCAUUCUGAUCUGCAAAGCAAAGAACAGGAAUGGGCGAAUAUACUACGUCAAGGUAUCCUUCAGGCAGAUGAAGAAAUACGAGAUCAACAUGUAGAAACUUAUGCGGAACCUGCGCAUCGACCAACCGAAGAUCAAGUAUUAGACCAGGAUGACGAAAACCUUCGGCUUGCUAUUUUAGACUCAUUACAACAUUUGGAUCAGGAGAAGAAGCCGAAGAAGCAUUCUAAGAAGGAGAAGAAAUCCAAAGAAAAGAAGAAGACCAGUAAGAAGGGCGAUAAGGAGAAAGAAAAGUCUAAGAAGAAAGAGAAAAAGUCCAAAGAAAAAAAGAGCUCUAGCAAUAAUGAUGUGCUCAAUUUUGAAGAUGUUAUUAAGGGCUUCAUGGAACAGACCGAAGCUGCACCAGCGGUAGCUAGCCAGGUGGAACCAAAUGCUCCUAUCGGUGAUGCUGAAACUCAGGCAUUAGUGGAAGCAACAUUGAAAGCGUUUGAAAAUCAGUUAAUCGGUGGCCCUUCAACUGCCAAGCCCAAAACAAGUUCAACCAGAAAACCACCCAAAACUACAAGCCACAAGUUUUCGAAGUCUUUACCACCUCCACUUCCGAUGCCGUUCUUUCCAAUCACUCAGAAGCGUAAGGUAAAAUCUAAAUCUACGGAAAAAGCUAAAGAAGGCCAGGAUAAGGAAUCUCAGGCAGCAGCAACUUCUCCAAAGAAGAAGAAAAAGGCCAGUAAAAAGAAGGAAAAGAAAAAAGAUGACUACAAUGAGGACGAGUUUUCCAAAGCUUUGGCAGAAAUGGUUAAUCAAGUGGUUAACACGUCAUUGAUGGAUAAUGCACAAACAGCCCAAGUGCCCACUACUGAAGAGACAAAAUUAGAAAAAACAUCCAAAAAGAAGAACAAGUCGAAGUCGAAAAGUAGAAGUGGUGAUGAUUACGCUCCAAAAGGUAAAAGUAAGGUGCCUAAAGAUACAAAAAAGAAAGGUACUUCGUCUUCAAAGAUUAAUCAAGAAAUCAAGGCAAUACCUCUUGAUCCAGAACUUGUGAAAGAAAGUGCAUCACAGGCAGCUGUAGCUCCAGAUGCCAAGGACACAACGGAUGUGUCCCAUUUAAGUACUAGUGAUGGAUUUGACCUACAUCAAAUCAUGCAAAAUGCCAUGUCGAUGGCAUUUCAAGAACAAGUACAAAAUCAACUACAUCCAUCGGUUAUGGAACGUUUCGACAAAGAACUUUCCGAAAGUCAAUUCUCAGAUGGCCUGUCCCGGAAAACCAUUGGAGAUAGAUCAGUUUUGAGAUCUCGCUUUGUUCCACCAAAGAAGAAAAAGAAGGAGAAGAAGAAAGGAGAGUUAAAGUUUAACAAUAUCCAUGGCGGACUUUCGAAUACCAAAUUCAGCGGAUCUAAUAAAACAAAUGUCGGCUCUAAAAUUGUUGUUUUCAAGCCUCAGAAAAUCAAACACGAACUAGUCAAUAAGGGUUUAUCAACAACAGAGGAACGUUUAAGAAGGAAAUAUAGUAAAAUAGCCAGAGAAUGUGCCAAGACUGCAAAGAGACUGACUACUGAACGGAAAAAGAAGCUAAAAGAAGAACAUAAAAUGGAGAAGGAUAGACUAAAAAAUCACAGGAAGCAGCUCAAGGAAGAACAAAAAAUCAACCGUGAACAAGAAAGGAAGGCGCUCGAAGAAAUAGUUUCAAAAGGUCCACCGUAUCCAAAAAACUUAUGCCUCACCAGUGCAGGUCGUCCGAAGAAGCCUUAUAGAUUUUACUCUGCGGAAGAAAUGAAGCAAAGGGAAUCAAUGACUGUCGAAGAGUUAGCCUCCUUCGAUGCUUUGAAUGAUACCAAACUAAGCGAGAAGCAGCAGAUCAAGAGUAUACCGCUCUAUAAACUCAAACAGUUGACUUUAUUUAAUCCAAACCUUCCUGAAUCAACCAACCGGUUGAAUGAUAUCAGGGGUUCUCUGGAGAAGGCUGGGAAGCGCACAGUUACUAAAAUGCCUGUACGAAAAGAAGCCAAGAGAAAACAAAAAUAUUUCUUCGAUCCUUCUGUCAAAACUGUGGUGCAUAGAGAGAAGAUUCCAUUCCACCCUCCUUGGCAAUUUCCAGUCAAUCCUCCGUUUGCUUUACCGGUUGCCAAAAGACCGAAAUCACAUAGUGUUGAGAAAAUGUCUAGACGUAAAAGAGCUAUCUAUCAGAGGACUUUACUCUCAAACACUUUACUACCUAUUUUACAGACAUUACGUGCGGCUGCAAAAGCGACAGCUUCAGUAGGAGUCGAUCCCGAAAAGAGCAAAGAACACUUACGUUCGAUGCUUCAGCAAGCCAGGCUGACCAUUGCUGAAACUCUACAAAAAGCUCGCUCUUCUUCAACAUCCUCGCUCACUGAUGGCAGCAAACCGAUCUUCCAAGAAGCCCGAGAAAAGGAAGUUUCUACGCCAACUUUGUCAAUUCCCAUCAUGAGAACAACAUCCAAAGUUAAGACUGAAGAGCCUAAAAUUCCGGCUUUUAACUCAGUCAGUGUCCAAGAAAAUAACAAAGCUCAAUCACUCAUACCUACUGAGCAAAGCUCAAUCAAGGAAAUUCCAUUAGCUGUUAGCAAAAAAAGAUCAUCUGACGAAACUUCCGAUGUCUCAGAUAUUAGACAAAACGUUUCACAAGUAAUUGACAAAUUGUCUACUCUAAUUCCGUCCUUAACUAAAGCCAAGGCUCUGCCCAUUCUUGUACCUUCAAAGAAGAAACAAAAAUCCAUAUUGAAUAUGGACGAGGUGAAAAUACCUUUAGCCAAAGCGAAGGGUCCUAACUUCUCAAAACCUACUUUGAAAUCGACUAUGAAUACCCCUAAAUCAGUAACAAUAAUCAAAACCGAAGAACCGGGCACUGACUCAUCAAUGUUUGACACUGAAACAGCUCCUGUCCUAGUUCAAGAUACAUCUCCCUCUAAGCGGGUUGAAGACGUAAAAGUCCCAAUCCAUCCGCCUGUUAUCCAAACCUCAAAGAAGACAACAGAGUUAUUCAAUAAGUAUCAUUUUGAUCUACCUUCGGUUGAUUCAGAUGGAAGACCCGUAAAAACAAUCCCAGUUAUGAAGAGGGUCAAACAAUACCUAAGUGCUGAGGAUGUUAAGAAAUUGAAGAAGGUCAAAGAGACAUAUAGAAAAAGAAAAUGGAGACUUGCCAAUGCUGAUAAGAACAAAGAUUUGGAACUUAGAACAAGAAUUAAAAUUGCGGCCCGUAAACAGUUCGGUGAGGAUGAAAGUGAAGCGAAACGAACUUGGAUUUCAACCGAAUAUGAAACUAGAAAGAUCAAGUUGGAACUGGAUCCAGAAAUUAAGUCAAGUGCUGCAGUUAUGGUGAGCGACAAGGAACUCUUAAACAUCAUAGCGGUAUCAUUAGAAAAGUUAGAAAUUGCAAGGUCCAUAGAACACGACAUCAUAGAAGAAGCAAAAAAUUACACUAAACCAAAAAAGAGGAAGCAACAAAAGAUUGAAAUUGACAAUGGUGUUAAUACUGCUGUUGAUAUCCUAAAAGAAAACAUGGCGAAGGAACAUGUACUACCUGCUUCGACAGUCACCCCAAUAUCCGAGACUCCUGAUGUGAAUAAGGCUGAUAGUGCUUCAACACCCAACGAAUCUGAAGACGGACGUAUAUCCGAGCAUAGUAUCGAUCCAAACCUAGCAGCAUCAACAAAACGUCCGAGAGAAGGACCUGUUACAGAUUCCGUCAUCACUGCAGAAAUCGGUCCCAAUUCCAAAAGAGCUUGUUAA
This is a messenger RNA of Kluyveromyces lactis, 4032 nucleotides long. It is a transcript of the gene SPP41, whose product is annotated as Spp41p. Bases 1 to 4032 code for a protein of 1343 amino acids. The record is from RefSeq and is a predicted model, not a curated record. NCBI's taxonomy places the organism in Eukaryota, Fungi, Ascomycota, Saccharomycetes, Saccharomycetales, Saccharomycetaceae. The transcript has a single exon.